GUCAUGGUGAAUCGCAGGAAGUGGUGGGGUCAGUGACAAAUAGACAUGGCCUAAAUUGAGGGGGCUUUGGAAAAGCUGGGCAGAUGAUCCCGACUACAUGAAUUUUGAGUUAAGUUUCGCUUUACUGGACUAACCUGUUGACCCUUAAGUACUGUAUUCUGCUUGUUCAUCUCAGCUCCAGAGAAUCCACACAGGGGAGAGGCCCUAUGAAUGCAGUGAGUGCGAGAAAACCUUCAGUCACAGCUCGCACCUUAUUAGGCAUCAGAAAAUGCACACAGGGUUCAUUGCUGCGGACAUUAAAUGUACGGGGUCUUUGACCGAACUGUAGCUUAUCACAGACUACCAUGAGCAUAGCUCCCUGUAUGAUUAUCUGCAAUCCACUCCCUUGGAUCCAAAAGCCAUGCUAAACCUGGCCUAUUCCUCUGCUAGCAGCUUUUGCCACUUGCAAACGGAGAUCUUUGGGACUCAAGUCAAGCCAGCUAUUGUCCAUCGGGAUCUGAAAAGUAAGAACAUCCUAGUGAAAAAGGAUGGAACCUGCUGUAUAGCAGACUUGGGCUUGGCAGUUAAAUGGUUUAGUGAUAAAAAUGGGGUGGACGUACCACCUAAAACCCUGGUAGGAACAAAGCGCUAUAUGCCUCCUGAGGUGCUGGAUCAAAGCUUGAAUAGGAACCACUUCCAGUCAUAUCUCACGGCUGAUAUGUACAGUUUUGGACUCAUCCUUUGGGAGGUAGCAAGGAGAUGUGUGUCAGAAGGAAUAGUUGAAGAAUACCAGCUUCCAUACCAUGAUCUUGUGCCCACUGACCCCUCCUGCAAAGACAUGCGAGAGAUCGUGUGCAGCAAGAAGCUCCGUCUCUCAUUACCCAGUAGAUGGAGCAGUGACCAGUGCCUGAGACAAAUGGAAAAAACUCAUGACAGAGUGUUGGGCACACAACCCUGCUUCUCGACUCACAGCCCUGCGAGUAAAGAAAACACUUGCCAAAAUGUCAGAGUCACGGAACAUUACAAUCUGAUUCAACAAAAGAUAUCUCUGGCGAAAGCCCAUCCAAAACGACUUUCCCUUGUGGUCAGAGGACAUGAAGAGGAAUUAGAAGCAUUCACUAAUGUGGAUCCUGAACACAGUCAUGCUUCAGAGCAACUGUAGAUUUAACUAACAUCUUUUGAGGAGAGGAGCCUUUGCAAAAUCAGCAGCCUUUGACACACAAGAUCAGAAAAGGCUCGUCUGCUCCCUGUUUGUGUGGGGAACUACCAUUUCAGUAACUGGUUCAAGAUUAUGCAUGUUGCUUUCUGUGAAAGCCCAUUAUUUUGAUUUUAUUUUAUUUUUGAUUGUUUAAAAGAAGACACUGUUUUAAAUUUUUAUGGUUCUAGGAUAAGGCAAAGCACACUUUUUCUAGCCUUUAUUACUGAAAAGUAAAGAAUUUUGAUACGAAAGGAACAGGUUCACUCAAGAAUGAGUUUGGUUCAUCUUAACAGCCACUGAAACCACUGGUGAGUGAAACUGCUGUGAACCGCAUAUAAAAAUGUUGCAUAGGAGACAAUUAUACACAACACGAGUGAGGGUUCCCCUUCAGCAUGUGAAAGAAGCAUUAACACUUUGGGGGAAAAAUGUCCCAUUUAUUCUGGGGGAUUAUUUGUUGUUCCUUUUUUAAAUGUAGUGAGACUUCUUAACUUCCUCUUGAUAAGGACUGAAAGGAGGGAGCUGCUGACAGUUAAUUGAUCGUGCAGUUUGGAUUUAUUUAGGCAGAAUUGGACCCAGUGCUGCGUUUCUCUUUCAACCAAAACCUCCCGCUGCAGUCAGUGGAAGAGGUGAGGGUUGGGCAAUCUGGUCCAAGCUUUCGCCCAUUAUGAAGUGUUACUCUUUAUGAAGAAAAAUUCCAUGGUUACUGCACAAAGAAACAUUAGUUCUCAGAAUCCCAUUUGAAACACUGUUUGAAUUAUUUCUUUAUUCUGACCAUUAUCAGGUCUUAUCACUUUUUAAAAAAGACUUGAAAUACAUAAAGAAUUAUUUUUCUAAAAUGCAUACAGGGAGUGACAUUUCUAACAUUAGGAAAACAUUUCCCACAAUAUGUUUUUCUUCUCCAGUUAUGUUUAAUAGAAGGUAUUUGGGAGAAAAUUAACAAAAAUCUGAGCUGACCGCUUUCAAAAAUCUGAGACCAAAGUUCAUUCCCUAAAUCUGCAUUUAAAUGCAGAAGCAAGAGGCUCGAUUUCCAAGAACGCUCAGCCCUUUUGGAACAGGCCACUGAUUUUGAACACCUAACAAUGGAUUUAGAGCCUAAUGUUAGGCUCAUGAUUUUUUGUAGAUCUUGGCAUGAAACUUUAGCAUUCUUGUUACUUUAAACAGCCUUUGCAGUAACCUCUGCAUCUCUGGGUGGCAUUGCUCAGUCAUGAGUCUUCCACCUGAGGACUUGUAAGUCAUAAUGGAUUCAUAAGGAAAGGAAUUGUGUUUCCCUUUUUGGACAAAACUGGUUUAUUUGUAUCACCCAGGUAAACGUCAUUUGAGUUCA
Messenger RNA from Gopherus evgoodei (Goodes thornscrub tortoise), 2501 nucleotides. Its product is annotated as bone morphogenetic protein receptor type-1B-like. Gene Ontology annotation, cellular component: plasma membrane; signaling receptor complex. The record is from RefSeq and is a predicted model, not a curated record. Gene Ontology annotation, molecular function: transforming growth factor beta receptor activity, type I; SMAD binding; ATP binding. NCBI's taxonomy places the organism in Eukaryota, Metazoa, Chordata, Testudines, Testudinidae. The transcript is spliced from 5 exons. Gene Ontology annotation, biological process: protein phosphorylation; dorsal/ventral pattern formation; BMP signaling pathway. Bases 401 to 1141 code for a protein of 246 amino acids.